Molecule: messenger RNA, 888 nt
Organism: Striga asiatica
Lineage: Eukaryota; Viridiplantae; Streptophyta; Magnoliopsida; Lamiales; Orobanchaceae
Source: the annotation of a GenBank genome assembly
AUGUCCGAGAGUUCCAAAGAUUUGCUCUUAUUGUUCUUCAGCAUUUCCAAAAGGGACUCAAAUCUUCCUUUCGUACUGCUUCCACUCGAUUCUCCCUUCACAUUUCUCAAAUUCAAGGGCAUUUGCGAGUGCUUCAUAUUGCUGCCUCCUCUGCAUAAGCAGUGCAUCGAGAUAAGCUUUCUCCAAAGCCCACAAGUCAUCAUGGCUAUGAGGAAAAUUUGCUUUCGGCAAAUAUUGGAUUUGGUGGGGACCCAUAACAGGCAUCAGCAACUGAGCUCUGACUUGCAGCACGUGAAAGGUUUGAUUUCAGAGGUUGGCCACGGCCUUCCUGUAAAGAAAUAUAAUACUAUGGAGAUCGCAAAGCUCUUCCUUCUAGCUCCCAUUCCAGGACUCGAACUCCCACCUUUCUCAAACGACUCCACCGAAUUUUUCCUUGACAGAUUCCUCAGAGCCGUCUUUCUCAGCUCCGUCAAGUCAUCCUCGCUCUUUUUCACAGACGACAAACCCGGCUGCAUCGUGAACAGAGACGAGCCCACACCAAAACCACCACCACUAUUAUUACCACUUUCACUCACAUUCAUACCCAAACCAAACGCGGCCCUAAUCCUCUGCGCCACUCUCCAAUCCUCCUUCGACAGAGUUGGCGGCGGCAGCCGAGGAUUGAGAUUCUCGUUCGAGGUGGGACAGGAUUUCGUUUUCAGACAGCAAACUCAUGGUGGCGCUAAUGUUCUUCCCGGUUUCAUAGGUUUUCGCAAAAUCGGGAUGGUUGAAAAGGCUCCCGGCUGCCCCCAACGCGCCCUCGACAGUUGGGGGUGCGCUUCCGCUCCUGUUUAUGUCCAAAUCACGUUCGCGUUCGAGGCCAGGGGCUCGGUUAUUCUGCUGCUGUAA